Messenger RNA from Cajanus cajan (pigeon pea), 707 nucleotides. The record is from RefSeq and is a predicted model, not a curated record. NCBI's taxonomy places the organism in Eukaryota, Viridiplantae, Streptophyta, Magnoliopsida, Fabales, Fabaceae.
CUAGAAUAGGGUUAUACAUGUUGUUCAACGCGAAAGCAACGAAUGCAGUUUAGGGUGGACAUGGAACACCCUCCCUCACUAGAUUGAGUUUCGUUCCUUUUCUUCUCUCUCUCUGAUGGCGUCGUCCCAUUGCACUCGUCGUCUUAUCUCUCUCUCUUCCUUGAAAUCAGCCGUUAGACCAAUGAAUCAUUCCCCUCUUCUCAACGCUUCUCAGCCACGCCGUCUAUCCCAUUCCCCACUCUUUAUCAGAAAUUGUGUGUACCAACUAGGAAGUGUGCAGUCACUGUUGCCUUUACAUAGUGUAGUGGCCACUGCAAGAAUGGUGUCUAGUCUCAGCAUUAAUUCAAGGAGUUGUGAAGCUCUUUCACAGGCUACCCUAUGCUGCAACCACCCUGGACCCUGAGGUCUAUGUUACUUUGCAUAGUCAGUGAUUGUCUCCUUUCUUGUCACCCUUGUUCCAAUUGGCUCAAAUGGCUCAGGGGAAGAAGGAUAAACACAGCUCAUGAUAUAUGGAGCUUGUUGUGAUUGGCAAAAAAUAAAAAUUAAUGAUGAUGUUGAAUUUCAGAUGAGUUACAAAGUUUAUGUCUUAUGAGUUUAGCAUCAAUUCUUUUUCUUCCUAUAGACCAGAUGUAGCAUUGUUUUUUUUAUUUGGUUAGUUUUUGUAUGGAUCCCCUAUUUUUCAAUCUAAUAUAUGUUCUAGUGAAUCU